Messenger RNA from Botrytis sinoallii, 231 nucleotides. RefSeq lists its product as uncharacterized. The coding region runs from base 1 to 231 and encodes 76 amino acids. The record is from RefSeq and is a predicted model, not a curated record. Lineage: Eukaryota; Fungi; Ascomycota; Leotiomycetes; Helotiales; Sclerotiniaceae. The transcript has a single exon.
AUGCCGACAGGCUACAUUAAAUUGACGGCGAUAUUACCUAUUCAUCAACCUGUCUCUGCAAGGAUGGGGAUGCCAUCCGGUUUCCCCAUUAGUAAUGUAACACAGCGUGCACCCAAAUGGGCAAUUCGAUGUCCUUGGUCUUGUCAUCUUCCAAGACUCAAGAGCAAGGUUUUCAUGGUCAACAACAAGGUUGGUGAAUUACACCUGAAGCCGGAACAAUGGCCGAAUUAA